Molecule: messenger RNA, 2590 nt
Organism: Anas platyrhynchos (mallard)
Lineage: Eukaryota; Metazoa; Chordata; Aves; Anseriformes; Anatidae
Gene: LHX5
Product: LIM homeobox 5
Biological process (GO): regulation of transcription by RNA polymerase II; neuron differentiation
Cellular component (GO): nucleus
Molecular function (GO): zinc ion binding; RNA polymerase II transcription regulatory region sequence-specific DNA binding; DNA-binding transcription factor activity, RNA polymerase II-specific
Source: RefSeq, a predicted model, not a curated record
AAAGCUGGCCAUGGGGACAGCAUGAGAGUGGCGGCGCGGCGGCGGCGGAGCACAGCGAGGCACCGGGGCUGCCGGCUGCAGGGGGGGCGUUCAUGCACCCCUCCUGCCCUGCCCGCUGCCGCACAGCCCCCCAGCACGACGGAGGGGCCGGGGGCGUCCCUUCGGGCUUUUUCGGGGCCGUUUUGGAUUUUUGGGGGGGGUCUUUUUUUUUUUUUUUUUUUUUUUUUCUUCUUUGGGCUUUUGGGUUUUGUGUUUUUAUUUUUUCCAUCCCCGCCGGAGAGAAGAGGGGGAAGAACUUGACAGCUCCGCUCCCCUCCUUUAAUUUUUGAGUUUUUUUUUUUCCUGGUGUGUUCUUAUUUUUUAUUUUUUUUAUUAUUAAUUUUUUUUCCCGACGGGUGAAUUUUUGCGAGACCUCGCUCGGGGCUCUGACUUCUCGGUGGCGAGGCUCCUUUCCCCCGGCGGAGGUGAUGAUGGUGCAUUGUGCGGGCUGCGAGAGGCCGAUCCUGGACCGCUUUCUGCUCAACGUCUUGGACAGGGCAUGGCACAUCAAAUGCGUCCAGUGCUGCGAGUGCAAGUGCAACCUGACCGAGAAAUGCUUCUCCAGGGAAGGCAAACUCUACUGCAAAAAUGACUUUUUCAGGAGGUUUGGUACCAAAUGCGCCGGCUGCUCCCAAGGCAUCUCCCCCAGCGACCUGGUCCGGAAAGCGCGGAACAAAGUGUUCCACCUGAACUGUUUCACCUGCAUGGUCUGCAACAAGCAGCUCUCCACGGGCGAGGAACUCUAUAUCAUAGACGAGAACAAAUUUGUUUGCAAAGAGGAUUAUUUGAACUCCCCCACCCUGAAGGAAGGCAGCCUCAACUCAGUGUCCUCAUGUACAGACAGGAGUUUGUCCCCGGAUCUCCAGGACCCCAUGCAGGACGACCCCAAGGAGACGGACAACUCCACCUCGUCGGACAAGGAGACCACCAACAACGAGAACGAGGAGCAGAACUCGGGCACCAAGCGCCGGGGGCCCCGCACCACCAUUAAGGCCAAGCAGCUGGAGACCCUCAAAGCCGCCUUCGCCGCCACCCCAAAGCCCACCCGGCACAUCCGCGAGCAGCUGGCGCAGGAGACCGGCCUCAACAUGAGAGUCAUCCAGGUCUGGUUCCAGAACCGCCGGUCCAAGGAGCGCCGGAUGAAGCAGCUGAGCGCGCUGGGUGCCCGCCGGCACGCCUUCUUCCGCAGCCCCCGCAGGAUGCGGCCCCUGGGCGGCCGCCUCGACGAGUCCGAGAUGCUCGGCUCGACGCCCUACACGUACUACGGAGAUUACCAAGGUGACUACUACGGGCCGGGAGGCAAUUAUGACUUUUUCCCCCACGGGCCCCCCUCCCAGGCCCAGUCCCCGGCCGACCCCAGCUACCUUCAGAACUCAGGACCCGGCUCCACGCCCCUGGGACCCUUGGAGCCCCCCCUAAGCGGACACCACUCCUCAGAAAACCAAAGGUACACGGAUAUGAUCUCGCACCCCGACACCCCCAGCCCCGAGCCGGGGAUGACGGGCUCGCUGCACCCCAUCCCGGGGGAGGUCUUCAGCGGGGGGCCGAGCCCCCCCUUCUCCAUGUCCAGCAAUAGCGGCUACAGCGGGGCGCUCGCGCACCCCAACCCGGAGCUGAGCGAGGCGGCGGUGUGGUAGAGCCGGGGGGGGGACGCGCCUCUUCCCCACCCCCCCCCCCAAAAAAUCCCCACCCCACACCUCCCUCCAGCCCCCCCUGGGGCACACCGGCUGACGGACACCCCCCCCUUUCCCCGAAAUAAAACCACAACCCCGAUGCCACGGCCGCCCUCCGAUGCCAAAACGCAUCCUCCCCGGCACCGCAGCCCCAUCCCGAUGCUGGGGGCACCCCGCUACCUCCCCCUCCCCACACUGUGCCCCCUCUUUUAUUGGGGUGGGGGCAACACAACGUGCCCCGAGACCCCCCCUUUGUGCCCCCCGCCGGCGUCGGGACCACCACCUCUCGGACCAAAGCUGAACUCGCCUGGACACGGGUCCCACCGGUGCCGGGGGGCUGCUGCGGGGCUCCCCCCCCCCCCAGUGCUAAUUAGCCUCUUUUUAAUGAUCCCCAUCCUUCGUCCCGAUAUAACGGGGCCGGGGGGGGGACACGGGGAAUAGCAGCCCCCCCCUCAGCCCCUCGCUUUCGUUGUUCCCCCGUUUUGUUCCCCAGGAGGAGGUGGGUUGGGACCCGCUGGGUGGUUUUUUUUUUUGGUGAGGCCGCGGGGAGGGGGGGACGGGAGGCCGGGCAGGGGGCUCCCCGAGCAUCCCGCUGAGCUCGGCCUCCUAAAUUUUAGGGGAAGAAGGGGUGGGGGGGGAGGCGAAGAAGCGCCCGGGACCGGAAAGAGGCAGAAAAAAAUAAUAAAAAAUAAUAAAAAAAAGGAGACAAACAAAGAAACGCGGCACAAAACCGGCGCGCGGCGCAAACGAAGGCCGAGCCUCCGCCGAGCCCAGCGCGUCCCGGCGGCCCCGCGGGUCCGAGGAUGUAUUAUAGUUUUUGCUUCUAGUUUCUUUAUUUUGUAUAAAGGAGAAACAAAUAAAGUAUGUUUUUGUGUUUA